This is a messenger RNA of Petromyzon marinus (sea lamprey), 1723 nucleotides long. It is a transcript of the gene TPH1, whose product is annotated as tryptophan hydroxylase 1. Gene Ontology annotation, biological process: serotonin biosynthetic process; aromatic amino acid metabolic process. NCBI's taxonomy places the organism in Eukaryota, Metazoa, Chordata, Hyperoartia, Petromyzontiformes, Petromyzontidae. The record is from RefSeq and is a predicted model, not a curated record. Gene Ontology annotation, cellular component: neuron projection. Gene Ontology annotation, molecular function: iron ion binding; tryptophan 5-monooxygenase activity.
AAUGCGAGGCGCCGAGCGCCAACGCAGACCCACCGACGGCCUGUUCCACCGCAACGCUCCCAGCCUCUCCACUCCUGCAACGCUCCGAGCGAAAGGCGCGAAUUUUCGGUUCUUCAAUCUUCACGUUAAAAUACCCCACCCCCGUUAUAUUAUAUUCGCGUGCCGUUUUUUUGUGUACGAUCGCGUACGUGCAUACGUACAGAUAUAUAGGCUGAUUUAGAGCGACAAAACCAGCACGAUGUACUCGAACAAAUACGAUGGGCCCAAACGGGGAAGAUCGUUUGACUCGGUCAACACUAACUUUGGCGAGAAACAACUACACAACGAGUUGAACAAGUCUGCCUACGGGCGGCAGAAGGAGGACAACAAGGAGAGCUGGGCCAACGGCUCCGGCGAGAGAGGCCGCGCCGCCGUUGUCUUCUCGCUCAAGAACGACAUCGGUGGACUCGUCAAGGCCCUCAAGCUCUUUCAGGAGAAGCACGUCAACCUGAUGCACAUCGAGUCGCGCAAGUCGAAGCGACGCAACUCGGAGUUCGAGAUCUACGUGGACUGCGACAGCAACCGCGAGCAGCUGGGGGAGCUCAUGCAGCUGCUGCGCUCGCACGCGUGCAACAUCGUGUCCAUGUCGGGACCCGCGAGCCACUGCGACGUGGGGCCCCAAGAUCUUGACGGCGUGCCCUGGUUCCCAAAGAAGAUUUCUGACCUCGAUCAUUCGUCAAACAAAGUGCUCAUGUAUGGAGCUGAUCUGGAUGCCGAUCACCCGGGCUUCAAGGACAACGUCUAUCGCAAGAGACGGAAGCAUUUCGCGGACAUUGCACUUAACUACAAGCACGGUGAGCCGAUCCCUCGCAUCGAGUACACGGAGGAGGAGGUGCGGACCUGGGCCACCGUGUUCCGCGAGCUCACGAAGCUGUACCCGACGCACGCCUGCCGCGAGUACCUCAAGAACCUGCCGCUGCUCACGAAGCAUUGCGGCUACCGCGACGACAACAUCCCCCAGCUGGAGGACGUGUCCCGCUUUCUGAAGGAGCGCUCUGGGUUCACUAUCCGGCCGGUGGCCGGGUAUCUGUCUCCGCGUGAUUUCCUGGCCGGGCUGGCAUUCCGCGUGUUUCACUGCACGCAGUACGUGCGGCACAGCUCCGAUCCGCUCUACACCCCGGAGCCGGACACGUGCCACGAGCUGCUGGGCCACGUGCCACUGCUGGCCGAGCCGAGCUUCGCGCAGUUCUCCCAGGAGAUCGGCCUCGCCUCGCUCGGUGCCUCAGACGAAGCCGUGCAGAAGCUUGCCACGUGUUACUUCUUCACUGUGGAGUUUGGGCUCUGCAAACAAGAUGGCCAGCUGAGAGCCUACGGGGCUGGCCUGCUCUCCUCCAUCAGCGAGCUGAAGCACGCGCUCUCCGAGAAUGCAAAGGUGAAGGGCUUCGACCCGAAGGUGACGUGCAAGCAGGAGUGUCUCAUCACCACCUUCCAGGACAUUUACUUCGUCUCCGAGAGCUUUGAGGAGGCGAAGGAAAAAAUGAGGGAGUUCGCCAAGACCAUUAAACGGAACUUCACGGUGCGCUACAACCCAUACACGCAGAGCAUUGAGGUGCUCAAGGACACCAGGAUGAUCGCCGAGAUGGUGAAGGAGCUGCGGGCCGAGCUGGACACGGUCAGCGAUGCUCUGCACCGGCUCAACAAGCACUAUGGCGUGUAGGGAACGUGUGGUGCCAGCGUCUGCACG